AUGGGCUUGUUUUCUGUGCCUGGGCUUCUAACCUGUCUUCUUCUUCAGGUGGUCUGGACUCUGCCUGCUCCAGAGACAACUGAAAUAGACGUAGAUGGAGGAAUUGAUCAAGACAUCUUCGACAUAAAUGAAGCUUUAGGACUAGACCUUUUUGAGGGAGACAUCAAACUUCCUGGGAUACAGGAACGAAACUCCAUCAUUGGUGACAACUAUCGGUGGCCCCAUGUUAUCCCUUACGUCCUUGAGGACAGCCUGGAAAUGAAUGCUAAGGGAGUCAUCCUCAAGGCAUUUGAACAGUAUCGACUGAAAACCUGUAUUGACUUCAAACCUUGGGAAGGGGAGAAGAAUUACAUAUCUGUGUUCAAAGGAAGUGGCUGCUGGUCCUCAGUAGGAAACAUGCAAGCGGGCUUGCAGCAACUCUCCAUUGGAGCCAACUGUGACAGGAUUGGGACAGUCCAGCAUGAAUUCCUGCACGCCCUGGGAUUCUGGCAUGAGCAGUCACGGUCUGACAGGGAUGACUAUGUGACCAUCAUCUGGGACAGGAUUCAGUCUGGUAAAGAACAUAAUUUCAACAAAUACGAUGAUAAAAGAUCAGACUUCCUGAAUGUUCCAUAUGACUACAACUCUGUGAUGCACUACAGCAAGACUGCAUUCAGGAAUGGAACUGAGCCCACCAUCAUCACCAAUAUACCAGACUUCAUUGAUGUCAUAGGGCAGCGAAUGGAUUUCAGCGAGUACGACCUCCAGAAACUGAACCGGCUGUACAACUGCACCUCUUCCCUAAGUUUCAUGGACACAUGCAGUUUUGAACUUGAAAAUAUAUGUGGCAUGAUUCAAGGUUCAGAUGAUAACAGUGACUGGCAGCGUUUGUCUCAGGUUCCUGCUGGGCCAAAUACUGAUCACACUAAUAUGGGAGAAUGCAGAGAUUCUGGCUACUUCAUGCAUUUUGACACCAGUGCUGGAGGAGAAGGAAGCACAGCUGUCCUGGAGAGCCGAAUUCUGUAUCCCAAAAGAGGUUUUCAGUGCUUACAAUUCUAUUUAUAUAACAGUGGUAACGAGAGUGACCGGCUGAAUGUCUGGGUCAGGGAGUACACGUCAGCCAAUCCAAAUGGCACUCUGAGAUUCAUCAAAGAGAUAAAAGGUUCACCUGAGACCUACUGGCAGCUCCAUCAUGUUUCUUUGAAUGUCACCAGUAAAUUCCGGGUUAUGUUUCAAGGCGUGAGAGGAAGUGGCUUAUCAAAUGGAGGCCUCUCUAUUGAUGACAUCAACUUGUCAGAAACUCAGUGUCCCCACCACGUCUGGCAUAUCAGAAAUUUCACAAAUCUCCUCAACACAAGUCCAGCAGGGAAAGAUGGGAUAAUAUACAGCCCACCUUUUUACUCUAGUGAAGGAUAUGCUUUUCAGGUCAGCUUGUAUGUAAAUGGUACCACUGAUAACCCAUUUAAUUUAGGAAUAUACUUGUCCUUGAUUUCUGGAGCAAAUGAUGAUCAGUUGAAAUGGCCCUGUCCAUGGCAACAAGGGACCAUGAUCCUGCUUGACCAGCAUCCUGAUAUUCGUCAGCGGAUGUCAAACCAAAGAAGUGUAACUACAGACCCUCUGAAGAUUUCAGAAUCCUCAUCAAACUAUAUUUGGGAUAGGCCAGAUAAAGUGGGAUCCGAAGCAACUUUUACCAAUGGAACUAAAUACAUGAGAGGUCCAGGAGUUGGAACAAAUGCAUUUUUAACUCAUGAGAGACUUCGAAGCCGCAACUUUAUCAAAGAGGAUGGUGUUUAUAUUCUUUUAACAAUGGAAGAUAUAUCGCAUCUCCUGUCAACUCAGCCGAGCUCUCCACCCACUGUUGUUACGACUACAAGUGCCAGCACCACCAAACCUGGCCCUAGCCCUACCACCACCACCACCAAGCCCCCCAGUGGCACCAAGACCACCACCACUGCACCCACCACCACCACCACAACAACGGGCAGCACCACCCAGCCCGGAGAUCCAGCGGCUCCGGCUUUCUGCCCAGACAACCCCUGUGAAAACGAUGGUGUCUGUGUCAUGGUAAACAGAGCACCCGUGUGCAGAUGUCCAGCAGGUGACAACUGGUGGUACAUGGGAGAAAAGUGUGAAAGGAAAGGCUCAACUCAAGAAAAUACUGUAAUAGCUGUUUCUUCAACCAUAGCUGUGUUUGUUGUAAUGCUUAUUGUCACCAUCACAACUGCAGUGUGCCUAAAAAAGAAAUACAAACAAGGAAAGGAGAAUAAGGAGAGUGUGACUCUAGAAGAAGGUAGCCAGCAGUUCUCAGUCCUGCUGCAGCUGUCAUUCAGUAGUGUGAGAGUUUGUGAAGUGUGGGAGCGUCUGGUUCGUUUGUUAUUUGGCUGUGAUCUACUCACUAUAAAAGAAAUAACAGGCAUGGUGGAAGGCAAACUCACUGCAGUGGAAGCUCAGGGGUUAAAGAUCUCAGAGGAGGAGGAGGAGGAGGGGUGCAGACAGCAGCAGCAGAUCAUGGAGGGAAUGAAGUUUGUCUGGGCAUGGCAGUAG
Onychostruthus taczanowskii (white-rumped snowfinch) is the source of this 2523-nucleotide messenger RNA. RefSeq names its product meprin A subunit beta (gene MEP1B). Gene Ontology annotation, cellular component: membrane. Gene Ontology annotation, molecular function: zinc ion binding; protein binding; metalloendopeptidase activity. Bases 1 to 2523 code for a protein of 840 amino acids. The record is from RefSeq and is a predicted model, not a curated record. Gene Ontology annotation, biological process: proteolysis. Lineage: Eukaryota; Metazoa; Chordata; Aves; Passeriformes; Passeridae. The transcript is spliced from 16 exons.